UUUAAUUAAUUUUUUAGAAAAAAAAUGAGAUGACAGGCAUGGAAGGUUUCAAGGUUUUUAUUGCACACGAUCACCACAACAAGGACAAGGACAAAGAGAAGUAGUAGAAAGUGUAUUUUUGGAUGAUUGUCUCCAUCGCACGAUCUUUUUCCUGAAUUUCCGCCCAUUUUUCCCCACUUCUCAACCAACCCUAAUCUCCAAAUUAAGCUUUUUCAUUUUCCAAAAAAGACAACAAAAACUUUUAUACUUUUUUUUUUUUUUUUUUUGGUGGAAGAAAAGAAACAGCGUAAUUAGCUCUGUCCGCGUCUCCGGUAAUCGGCAUUUUGUCCAAGUGGAAGACAACGACGACGAACAAGAAGAAAACGGUGGAGGAAGAGGAAGAGCAUUCUUCUCCGUCUCUUUCUUUUCCCGCAGACGAUAUGCAUUUCGCCAAGCUCGAUGAUUCUCCCAUGUUUCGCCAACAGAUGCAAUCUAUGGAAGAGAGUGCGGAGUUGCUCCGACUGCGAUGCUUAAGGUUCUAUAAAGGUUGCAGAAAAUACACGGAGGGGCUUGGAGAAGGGUAUGAUGCAGAUAUUGGCUUUGUAAAUGCACUUGAAUCUUUCGGAGGAGGCCAUAAUGAUCCUGUUUGUGUUGCUUUUGGAGGUCCUGUAAUGACAAAAUUCACUAUUGCUCUACGAGAAAUCGGGACAUACAAGGAAGUACUUCGUUCUCAGGUAGAACACAUGCUGAGUGAUCGGUUGCUUCAAUUUGUGAAUGGUGAUGUCCACGAAGUUAAGGAAGCUCGUAAACGGUUUGACAAAGCUACCAUUACAUAUGAUCAGGCACGAGAAAAAUAUCUUUCAUUAAGGAAGAGCACACGAUUGGAUGUGGCUGCCACAAUUGAGGAGGACCUACAUAGCGCAAGAACGACAUUUGAGCAAGCCCGGUUUCAUCUGGUUAGUGCACUCUCUAAUGCAGAGUCUAAAAAGAGAUUUGAGUUUUUGGAAGCAGUCAGCGGGACUAUGGAUGCUCAUCUCCGUUUCUUCAAACAGGGAUAUGAACUACUACAUCAAAUGGAGCCUUUUAUUAAUCAGGUGUUGGCUUAUGCACACCAGUCUAGAGAAUGUGCAAACUAUGAGAUGGCAUCACUUAAUGAAAGGAUGCAGGAAUACCAAAGGCAAGUUGAUCGUGAAACUAGAAACUCCUGUGUUUCUCCAACAGGGGAUGGCAUGAGACAUAACUCAAGAAACUCCCAGAAAGUCAUCGAGGCCGUGAUGCAAUCUGCUGCAAAAGGAAAGGUUCAGACUAUCAGACAAGGGUAUCUGUCUAAACGUUCCUCAAACUUGAGAGGUGACUGGAAAAGAAGAUUCUUUAUCCUUGAUAGCCGUGGGAUGCUAUACUAUUACCGCAAGCCAUGGAAUUGGUCUUCAGGAAAUGGAAGUCGCUCUGUUGUUCACAGGAAUAUGGCUUCAGAAAACAGUCCUGGGCUGCUAAGUCGGUGGCUGUCUUCUCAUUAUCAUGGUGGUGUGCACGAUGAAAAACCAGUGGCACGUCACACCGUCAAUCUGCUGACCUCAACGAUCAAAGUUGAUGCAGAUCAGACCGAUCUAAGAUUCUGCUUUAGAAUAAUUUCACCAACAAAAGUUUAUACAUUGCAGGCAGAGAAUGCACAGGAUCAGAUGGACUGGAUCGAAAAAAUAACUGGAGUAAUUGCUUCUUUGUUGAGUUUCCAAACACCUGAAAGAGCAAUCAUGCGUCUCUCUACUGUGGACGGAGGUGAUACUUUCUCUGCAAGUGAUUCUGGUUCUUUAGCAGAUCCUUAUGAUAUCGAACAGGCAGAAAGUGGAGAAUCCACAGUGGAACAUCCCAUGACAGGAGGAAACCGUUCGAGGUUCUCAGGGUGCUUGCAGCAACAUGAUAUGGUAAAGACUGAAAAGCCAAUUGAUGUCUUGACAAGGGUAUUGGGUAAUGAGAGAUGUGCAGACUGCGGUGCUCCUGAACCUGAUUGGGCCUCUUUGAACCUCGGUGUCCUUAUUUGUAUCGAGUGUUCUGGUAUCCAUCGUAACCUUGGUGUUCACAUUUCAAAGGUCAGAUCGCUCACUCUUGAUGUCAAAGUAUGGGAACCAUCGGUCUUGACGUUAUUCCAAUCGUUAGGUAAUGUAUAUGUAAACUCAGUGUGGGAGGAGCUGUUGAACUCGGAGAGUAGAACUUCCAGUGCUAGUAGAUCUUCGGGCACUCCCAAGUCAGAUCGACCAAGAAAGUUGCUUGUAAGGAAGCCUGGUUUCAAUGAUCCCAUUUCGGUGAAAGAGUUGUUCAUCCACGCAAAGUACUCAGAGAGGAUUUUUGUCCGCAAAGCAAUAGACAGUCAGCAUUUUCAGGCAGUUUUCCAAGAGAUAUGGGAGAAUGUCCGUGCCAACGACAAGAAAUCAGUUUACAGGCACAUUGUCUGCUCUGAAGCAGAUGUGAAUGCUCUACGUGGUCAAGCAUCAUACACUGUGUCUUUGCCCUUAUCAAAGAUGAUGCAAAUGGAGGAAACCCUUGAAGCGAAAUUCAAGAGCAUUGAAGAGGAGUUUCAAGAGAAUCCAGCGGGAUAUUCUAACUCAAGAGGUGACGGGGAAAGUAUGGUCAGAGAAGAAACUUCAAACGACUGUUCUUUGCUUCACCUUGCUUGUCUUUCUGCGGAUAUCGGUAUGGUAGAACUAUUGCUUCAAUAUGGCGCAAAAAUAAAUGCAACAGAUUCAAAAGGUCGGACUCCACUUCAUCAUUGUAUCAUCAGCAGGAGAUAUGCAAUUGCAAGGUUGCUACUUAUGAGGGGAGGAGAUCCAAAUGCUGUGGAUAAAGACAGUAACAUACCAGUCAAAUAUGCUUCACAGACAGACCUCAAUGAUAGCGAACUGAUUGCUUUAUUAACAGACUCCAAAAGAUGAUAACACUGAUGAAUCGAAUUUGACCAUUUCAUUUGCUCAUCACAAUGAAAGCAGAAUGGUAUAGCACUAGAAGAGUGUUGUUUGACUCAACUCUUUUCGCCUUUUUCCGCCUUUUAGUUCGUUCCAUAUUCUUUUCUUUUUUUGGCCCAUAUAAUCAGCAACUUGUCAAUGAGGAGCUUAGAGAAUACAUGUAGAUUUUCUUGUUUUGCUUGUUAGGUUGAUAUACUUGUUUAUACUCUCUGGUGUACAUAUGGUCUUUUUAUGGGUUGUAUGUUCUGUAAGAUGAAAACCUCUGUUUGAUUUCACUAUGAGAUACAUUUUUUUGUUCUUUUUCUGUAAUGAAAGACAAAGACACCAAUUGUGUUCUUCUGUUCAGAGAUCUAUGUUUUCAGGCAGAAUUUUUGGUUUAGCCCAUUUAAAAAAACUUGCUUUAAAUCACCAGCCAGAUUUUGAUAUUGAUGAAUAAAUAACUUAAUAUAAGUUGAUCAUCAUAGUAACAUUCGCACACCAAAAUCUUUUUAUAGAUAAAAAAAUCAGUAUAAAACUGUCAUCUCUGUUCUUCAACAGGAUUUUUCCGAGACUAAGAAAACAGAGGAAGUUGCAGAAUAAAUUGCUCCCAUGCGUCUCCUUUUCAUCGUCAACUUCUGAUUGUCGUCAUCGUAAUGGAAACUGCUCCCAUGUAAAUCAAUGGGAUCCAACAUGUCUAGCUGAAGGCAAACCGUUCUGAAGUAAAUGAAUUGGUCCAGAAGAGUUUAUGAGCAGACACAAAUUGUUUCAGGAACAGCACCUCCAGAU
Messenger RNA from Arabidopsis thaliana (thale cress), 3701 nucleotides. RefSeq names its product ARF-GAP domain 1 (gene AGD1). The transcript has 19 exons. Gene Ontology annotation, molecular function: GTPase activator activity. Gene Ontology annotation, cellular component: plasma membrane; endosome; cytoplasmic vesicle. The record is from RefSeq and is marked reviewed. Lineage: Eukaryota; Viridiplantae; Streptophyta; Magnoliopsida; Brassicales; Brassicaceae. Bases 420 to 2906 code for a protein of 828 amino acids. Gene Ontology annotation, biological process: plant organ morphogenesis.